Anastrepha ludens (Mexican fruit fly) is the source of this 2792-nucleotide messenger RNA. It is a transcript of the gene Su(var)2-10, whose product is annotated as E3 SUMO-protein ligase PIAS2. Gene Ontology annotation, molecular function: zinc ion binding; transcription coregulator activity; SUMO ligase activity. The transcript is spliced from 9 exons. The coding region runs from base 296 to 2164 and encodes 622 amino acids. NCBI's taxonomy places the organism in Eukaryota, Metazoa, Arthropoda, Insecta, Diptera, Tephritidae. The record is from RefSeq and is a predicted model, not a curated record. Gene Ontology annotation, biological process: protein sumoylation; regulation of transcription by RNA polymerase II.
AUGAGGUAGAAUUUCUGAAGCGAUUGAAAGACAAACACACUUCGAUAUUAAAAAUACCGCAUUUGCUAUAAUUCGUGUUUGUUAAAAAUGUUUUAUUCUGACAGGUUUAUAAUUGCGUUUAUUUGUUGUUGAGAACAUUUGUGUUAAAAUUGUUUGUGUAAGGAAUUCGUAAGAGCCUGCAUAUAGUGAAUAGCAGCAGAGUUACGCUAAACCAACAAUCAUCUGUGCGUCGGCUUAUGCGUGUGACUAUCACUAGUGUGUGUGCAGAAGCAUUGAUAUUUCCAGUGCCGGUGCAAUGCGUAAGACGCGAUCGCAAACUCAGGCGGAAGCCGCAAUGGUGAAUGCGGGACGUACGGCCAGUAACACGCCCUCCACAGUUUCAUCGAGCGAAAAUGUCGGUCAGCAAAACAUUGGUACAAGUGGGCGCGGAGCGUCCACUGUCCAGGUUGCGGCCGUGAUUGCACAGAAACGCAUUGCAACACAACCGGAACAUUUUAAAAUCAAGGAAUGUGAGGAAAUGGUAAAUUUGUUACGUGUAGUAGAGUUGCAGCAGAUACUAUCAUUUUUGAACAUUUCUUUCGCUGGGCGUAAAGUCGAUUUGCAACGUCGCAUCAUUAACCUUCUUCAUACAAACUACGAACUAUUGUCUCAUAAAAUACGCGAAGUUUAUACACAAUCAAUUGCGGAACAACAAGCCCAACAGUACGGACCAACUGAUCCCAAAAGAAUGUAUUCACAUAUGCAAAUGCCGCCGGUGCAACCGAACCCUGCAGCUGGUUUACCUAAUGCUGGUCAGCCUACAGCUGUGGGUGCACCGCCUAUUACAGGUGUUCCACCGACUGGACCCGGUGUUGCAAAUAAUAUGGUACCCUUUAUGAAUCCCAUACCCACACAUAUACCCAUACAUCCCGAUGUACGUCUAAAGAAGCUUGCUUUUUAUGACGUACUGGCUGUAUUGAUUAAACCCUCGUCACUUGUGCCACGCAAUACCCAGCGUAUACAAGAGGUGCCCUUCUACUUUACAUUGACGCCGCAACAAGCUACAGAAAUUGCAUCAAAUCGUGACAUACGGAAUAGUAAUAAAAUUGAGCACGCCAUUCAGGUUCAGCUACGCUUUUGUCUAUUGGAAACAUCAUGCGAACAAGAGGAUUGCUUCCCUCCUAGUGUCAGUGUAAAAGUCAACAAUAAGUUGUGUCAACUGCCGAAUGUCAUUCCAACAAAUAGACCGAACGUGGAACCAAAACGACCACCGCGCCCCGUUAAUGUUACAGCUAACGUAAAGCUUUCGCCUACGGUAACCAAUUCAAUUACUGUACAGUGGUGUCCAGAUUAUACUCGUGGUUACUGUAUUGCUGUGUAUUUGGUGAAGAAGCUGACAUCUGCGCAAUUAUUGCACCGUAUGAAAACUAAGGGCGUCAAACCCGCUGACUACACACGCGGUUUAAUCAAAGAAAAACUCACUGAGGACGCAGAUUGUGAAAUCGCCACCACAAUGCUUAAAGUAUCACUUAAUUGUCCGUUAGGCAAAAUGAAAAUGUCCAUACCAUGCCGCGCAUCAACUUGUUCACAUUUACAAUGUUUUGAUGCUAGUCUUUACCUGCAGAUGAACGAACGCAAGCCUACAUGGAAUUGUCCAGUGUGCGAUAAGCCGGCCAUUUAUGAUAAUCUGGUCAUUGAUGGUUACUUCCAGGAGGUCCUUGCCUCAUCUCUAUUGAAGCCUGAUGACACUGAGAUACAAUUGCACAAAGACGGCUCAUGGAGCACACAUAGUUUACGUAAUGAGGCUCAAAUAAUUGAUACACCAACAAAGCCUGUAGAAAAGGUGGAGGUCAUUUCAGAUGAUAUUGAAGUCAUAACCACAGAAGAUGUGAAGAUGGUCAAAUCAGCCGCACCGCCUGCCAUAGCUAAUGAUCAACCAACAUCAACGACAAACAGUGAAACGGUUGAUUUGACGCUCAGCGAUUCUGACGAUGAUAUGCCUUUGGCUAAACGGCGUCCUGCCAUCAAACAAAGUUCCGCUACCAAUGCCACAAAUUCUGCGGUAUCCACAUCAAGUGUUAAUGGAAGCGGUAAUGGCGGUGCUGCAGGCAAUGGUGGCACCAACGCCAAUCAGCGUAACGCAUUUGCACAGCAACGAACUGGUUUGCGCGUUGUGAUGCGUUGAAAGCGAAAGUUUUAAGUGCUCGAAUGUACAUAUAAACAUAACAUACAAACUACAUACAAUAGUGCAAGAUAAAGAAAAUUUUUGUAAAAAAAGAUGUUUUGAAAUCUGUAGUUGACGACUUCAAUGUGCAAAGGAGGAAAGUAAAACCAAAAUGUUGCAAUGUGGUGGAAAGAAGAAGAUGAAAAGAAAAGCGCGCAAUUUUAUAAUAGAAGAAGAAGAAGAAGAAUGACGUUAGAAUGCAACCAUCCGCGCAGCAUAUGUGCACGGUUAGUGUGAAUAAACAAAUAUGUAUUGCAAGGAAAAACUGAAAACCUAGAAAGCUAUUUAAUAUAUAUAUUUACAUAGCUAUUUAGAAAUGGCGCAAACCAAUCCAACAAAACUAAAAUAGUAAAUAUGCAAUCUAAAGAAAAAAGGAAAAAUACUAGCGGCUGGCAUUAUCUUUGCCUUUCUUUUGUAAUACAAUAAAAGCAAGCAACUUUUGUUGUAAUUGUAAACAUAUUUAAUGUGAAAAAUUCAUAAAUAUAUCAGUAAAUUGUAUUUAAAAAUAAGUAAAAUUGUUAGUGUAAUAAAUUUAAUUAAUUAUAAAAAUUGAUUUUCAAAUUUAAAUAUAAAAUAAAAAAUUUAAUAC